CACUGCCACAAGUUCCCCCUGGACAACGACCUCUGCAUCGCUGUGCAGUUCGGGCACCUGCCCGCCACCGCGCCUCCAGUGACCAAGAUCUGCGCCCAGUGUGAGAUGGAGCACAACGCGGACGGCCUCAUGGAGCAGAUGUGCUCCAGUGACUUCGUGGUCAAAAUGCGCAUCAAGGAGAUCAAGAUAGAGAACGGGGACCGGAAGCUGAUCGGAGCCCAGAAAAAGAAGAAGCUGCUCAAGCCGGGCCCCCUGAAGCGCAAGGACACCAAGCGGCUGGUCCUGCACAUGAAGAAUGGUGCGGGCUGCCCCUGCCCACAGCUGGAUAGCCUGGCCGGCAGCUUCCUGGUCAUGGGCCGCAAGGUGGACGGACAGCUGCUGCUCAUGGCCGUCUACCGCUGGGACAAGAAGAAUAAGGAGAUGAAGUUCGCUGUCAAAUUCAUGUUCUCCUACCCCUGCUCCCUCUACUACCCCUUCUUCUACGGGGCUGCUGAGCCCCACUGAAGGGGCCCUUGCAGCUGUGCCUUGCCCCGUCCCUGCCCUGCAUUGUCACCUCCUGCCCCGAGUGCCAGCACAGGCCCUGAGGGAUGGGCAUGGAGCCCAAGCUGUCCUUGACUGAGGGCUUUUGGGGUAUCUGGGAGCUUCCUCUCUUAAACAUAAGGCUUUUUCUUUUGAGGGGAAAUCCCCAGGGUCUCAAAAAGUAGGCAGGGAUGAGAGACAGAGGGAAGGGUAGAGGGGCUAUGCGCAGCCGAGGCGGUUUCUGGAGGGGACCAUGGUGCAGCUCCCCUCUGCUGGGGGGGGGUG
Messenger RNA from Myotis brandtii (Brandt's bat), 804 nucleotides. RefSeq names its product secreted frizzled-related protein 5 (gene SFRP5). The transcript is spliced from 3 exons. The annotation marks the transcript as partial. Gene Ontology annotation, molecular function: protein binding. The record is from RefSeq and is a predicted model, not a curated record. Lineage: Eukaryota; Metazoa; Chordata; Mammalia; Chiroptera; Vespertilionidae.